Tauraco erythrolophus (red-crested turaco) is the source of this 2582-nucleotide messenger RNA. NCBI's taxonomy places the organism in Eukaryota, Metazoa, Chordata, Aves, Musophagiformes, Musophagidae. The record is from RefSeq and is a predicted model, not a curated record.
UGGAACGGGAAAACGUACAGAAAAGGACAUUCACCAGAUGGAUAAACCUACAUUUGGGAAAGUGCAAGCCUCCUCUGAAAGUGAGAGACUUAUUUAUUGAUAUACAAGAUGGCAAAAUCUUGAUGGCACUACUGGAAGUCCUGUCAGGACAAAAGCUGAUGCACGAAUACAAAUCUUCAACCCAUCGCAUUUUUCGUUUGAACAACAUAGCCAAAGCACUUAAGUUCUUGGAGGACAGUAAUGUAAAGCUUGUUAGCAUUGAUGCAGCGGAAAUAGCAGAUGGAAAUUCCUCUCUGGUGCUUGGACUAAUAUGGAAUAUAAUCCUGUUUUUUCAGAUUAAGGAGCUGACAGGCAACCUCAACAGGAACUCCUCCUCCUCCAGCCUGUCCUCCGGGCCCAGCGGUCCGGAGUCAGACACAUCCCACCCCAGCACUCCCAGUGUGGAGAGAAAUGUGUCCAUUACAGUGAAGGAUCAGCGGAAAGCCAUCAGAGCCCUUUUAAUCUGGGUGCAGAGGAAAACCAGAAAGUACGGUGUUGCAGUUCAGGACUUUGCCAGCAGUUGGAGGAGUGGCCUUGCUUUCUUAGCUGUCAUAAAAGCAAUAGACUCGACUCUGGUAGACAUGAAGCAAGCACUGGAGAAAUCAGCUCGAGAAAACUUGGAGGAUGCUUUCAGCAUAGCACAAAAUAAGCUGGGUGUUCCUCGGCUCCUAGAACCAGAAGAUAUCAUGGUGGAAUCACCUGAUGAACAGUCAAUUGUGACGUACGUGGCACAAUUUCUGGAGCACUUCCCGGAGCUGGAAGGGGAAGACUUUAUAGAUCCUGACAAGGAGCUUCCAAUUGAAUCCACGUACGUCCACAUCAAAGACACACCUUCAGAAAAGGAAGGCAAAAUCUUGAUUUUAAGGGAAAGUGAAGAAAACAUGUAUACUGUUAAUCAUGAAAGGAGUCAUCCUGCUCCUCCAAAGGUUCAUAUUGAUGAUGCACCUGAGAGAAUCCCAUCAGAAACCAUUCCUGAAAAAUGUAAUGGGAAAUCAAGUCAAGUGUCAGAUGAUGCACAGGAAACAUCUGAAGAGGAGCCUCAGAGGCCUACCUCACUUAACAUUACAGGAUCUGUCAGUUUUGAAUCUAGUUCCUCUUGGGAGGUUCUAAGUGAUAAAUUCGUGCCAGGUGAAGGAGGCAUAUCUGAUGAUCCACUGAAACAGAAUGAUGACCUUUCUCCAGCUGUUCUGACAGAUCAGAAAAAUUCUGUCAACUCUUUUGAAGACUACUCUGAAGAAUUAACUAAAGAAUCCUCUACUGAAUAUGACAAUGAAACUAAGAGCUUUUCAGCCAAUACUUCUUCUUUGAGUCCAUUAUCCUGGACUUCAGGCAUACUUACAGAUGAAUCUAUAAAUAGAGUAGAAGAGAGCAAACCCCAAACUCCAAUUCUUUUACCAGAAGAUACCUCAAAACAAGAUGACACACAUAAGUAUGUUCUUCAUCUGCUGAACGAGGAAAUACUGAAACUUCCAGAAAAUGAACAUACAAAGCAAUCACCUGUCUUUGAGGCAACAGAAACUAAUCAUUGUUCACUGAAUGGUUCUAAUCUCAAAAGCCAAGAACCAUCUACACAGCAUGAAACAUAUGAUGACUCUCUCUCAUAUGUAUCUAGAAAUCCAGAGGACCCAGACAGCUGUGAUGAAUUUGAGUCUUCAGUUGAAGUGCUCUCCAGUUCUUCGAAAGUAUCUGUAAUACCCCAUGAUCUCUUUUAUUACCCACAUUAUAAUGUUCCCAUAUCAGCAGUUUUGGAUGCUUACCUUGAGCCUUGUAUUGAAGGUUAUGAUACUGGAAAUGACAAAGCUUCUUCUGAAACAGUAAUGGAUGUUUUACAUGUGAAGGGCUUACCAGAACAGAACUACAAGGAAGAUGCUCCAGAGCCAGACUUAGGGAAUAAGCUAGGUGUCCCUCCAUCAGAAAUGGAUACUGAGAAUGGGGAGGAGGAAACAACAGAUAUUAACAGUCACAUGAAUUCUUCCGAUGAAAAAGAAGUGCCAUUACUAGUAGGAGAAGAGUUAGAAAUUGAAAAAGAUGGCAAAAAGGCCACCAACUAUCAAGAUUCCACCAUUCCACAACAUCCUGAGCAGGCCAUAGUAGAACAUCUAGAGGAUUUAUCAAUAGCCAUAAAGACACCAGAAAACAGUAGUAAUAGGGAGGAAGAAGGGAAAAAUAUCAUAAAAGCAGAAGACCUGCAGAUCUCAGAAGUUGCCACUACUGCUCUGUCAGAAGAUAAACUGGAAGCAAUUGCUGAUUGUCAGGAAUUUAUCAGAACCAGUGACAGCGAUUCCAACAUUUACCUCCGAAAAAAAUCUCCUAAUACUUCUGAGGAGGAAACCUAUGGUGUAAAUGAGCAGAAGAUGACAGAUAAGAGUGAAAAUCCAUUAAUCAUCAGGACGAAAAAAGACUUAGAAGCAAGUGAGACUCCAGCAUCAACUCAUGAGAUUACGACUGUUGAGCAGCCAGAACUAUUCUACUUCAUCAUUUUCUUCUGGGUCCUUGUCUACUGCCUUUUACUCCUUCCACAGCUUCUUAGCAAGAAAGUUUGA